UUUGAUUUUUUUUUUUUUACUCAAUUCUCGUCAGAUCUCGAUGCCAAUGAGUUGGAAAAUUGGUGACGGAAUUUCAACGGCUCAAAAACCGACAUACAAACCAAGCAGAUAACCAAAUUCUUCGCGGGUUGGGAUGGUGUUCGAAGAUCUGCCGGGAUCGCGAUGCUCGUUGGGCGUACUGAAUAUUGAGUUUGUUUAUAAAAGGCAGCGCUGAAAAUGUCUAUCACUGAACCCACCAUCGUCUUCGAAAAGUGCCGAACAAAAACCAGAACAAAAGAGCUAUGGACGCCUCAACCCUUGCCUACCUCCUGGAGUCCGCUCUUCUCAGAGACCCUCGUCAGCAGCCGUCGUCAGAGACCCUCGUCAGGACCCGCGCCCUUAAGCUGAACGGAUCGGAUUGCCUGCUGCGCCACAUCUCAGUUUCUGAGAAUUGGGACACCACCGGGGACAAUAUCGACCCGGGAUUCGCCCCCUUCAACUGCGUGGAACGGACCACCGUCAAAACGAAAAACACCGCCAAGAGCUUUCACUUGCGGAUGCCGAUGCAUGGGAAGGUGAAGGAAGACGUGGUGGUGAGGGUGGAUGGCUCGGUGCUGCGGGUGGACGCCAAGGAGCCGGGAUUCGAGCACCCUGUGGGGAGGUACUUCGUUCAGCUGCCUAUGCACAUGUGCAAGCGCGAGGAGAUUAGGGCUGUGAUGGGGGACGAUGGUGUUCUUGAGCUGGUGGUUCCAAAGAACAAGAAGAAGAAGGAAGCUGGGGCUGUGAUUGAGGUGACGAUUAACAAGCAGCAACCCACCAUCGUCUUCUUCAAUUCAAUCAUGCCGACCAAACUGAACAGAAGAGUGAAAGGGAAAGGAAAAAAAGAGAGAGGAAACGCACCAUCAACAUCAUCAUCCUCAUCUUCACGGGAACCAGCAAUGGACGCCUCAGCCCUUGCCGAACUCCUGGAGUUCGCUCUCCUCUCCCGCUCAGGCUUAUGCCCGCCGCCGGCGUCGGUUUCUGAGAAUUGGGACACACCCGAGGACAAAAUCGACGAGGGCUACAACUGCGGGGAUGAGGGAAUCGCCAAGACGAAGAACACGCCCGAGAGCGUUCACAUGAGGAUGCCGAUGCAUGGGACGGCGAAGGAGGACGUGGAGGUGAGGGUGGAGGGUUCGGUGCUCCUGGUGGACGCCAAGGAGGCAGGCGGCGAUCGGGUUGUGGGGAGGUACAUCGUUGAGCUGCCUAUACACAAGUGCAAGGUGGAGGAGAUCAGGGCUGUGAUGGGGGAAGACGGGGUGCUCGAGCUGGAGAUUCCCAAGAAGAAGAGCGAGGAUGGGGACGUCAUUGAGGUGACUAUCGAGUAGGUUUUUUAAGCAGCAGUUUUAUUUUUAGUUGAAUAAUGAUGUUUGGUAUUCAGUUAUUUUCCUUUUGAUUAUGGUGAUGGAACUUUGGAUAUUAUGCCUCUGUUUAUGCUGCUGCUGUUGCUUGAUUUGUGAUUUGUAUUUUGUGGGGAUUGUGACUGCUGAGAAUUGAAUGGUCUGUUAUGUGAGUUGUUUUGCAAGUUUCAUUAAUUUGCAGUUGGCCUUUUUUUC
Messenger RNA from Striga asiatica, 1574 nucleotides. The record is from the annotation of a GenBank genome assembly. NCBI's taxonomy places the organism in Eukaryota, Viridiplantae, Streptophyta, Magnoliopsida, Lamiales, Orobanchaceae.